AUGCAGCAUAGUGAUGAAAUACCAGAGCUGGAGGAGCUUCUAACGAAAAACCGUUCUUUGACAGCCAAGGAAGCUUCUCUUAAUAAAGAGUUGGAGCAUCUAUGCUUUGAUAUGGUAUUAGUUAAUGCGGCCCGCAAGACCGUGGAGGAAGAACGUUCCGAAGUUGCAAAGGCAAUCGAGCGGGCUAACCGAGCCUAUGCCAUAGCCCUUCAAGUGGAGAGCCGCUUAAACAACAUCAACUUGACGAAGCUCCUGGGCAACAAAUUACAGUUAAACAAAAUGGAGACCGACAAGGAUCACAAGCAGAAAGUGGAGAUGUUAAAAAAGCGUCAGGAAGGUCUCAACAACAUGGAGAAGCGGGAAAUAGUUCAACAGUUUCGUCAUCUGCAAAGUGCCAUCAAAGAGGCUGAGGAAGAGCUUGUCGAUACUGAGAAGAAAUAUAAAGACCUUUUACAUCUAAAGAGGGAGAAGAUUCAAGGACACAAUUUUCGUUUUAACAAUAUGCUAGUUGGCGUAUUGAUGGCACAAAAGCAAAUUUUAGAAUCAGAGGAGCCUUUGGCAUUUGAAUCAACAUCAUCCUUGUUGUCUUCAGCAUUUGAAUCAGUUACGAUGAAUUCUCCGCCAAAAAGUCAAGUUCAGGAAAAUAUUUCUGAACUAAUAAAGCCCAACACAAAACCAUCGAUUCUAAAAAAGUCGAAAACUCAGUUUGAAGAUGAACUUAACGGACGUAGGAGAUCUUUGCGUCUCAUUAUGGCUCAGAUCAGCGAUGAAGAUACCAGCUCAUCGUUGAUUGAUUCCGGCAAGCGGGUAAAGUUCGCUACUCCCCUGGAGCACGUUCGUAUGAUACCGAACCGUGGUGACGAAAAAUGGCGUGAAAAUUAUUUUUAUAAAAGCAACAGGAACCAGUCACCAACGUUGCUCCAUCGUAUUCUAUUCAGUUCUGAAGAAGAAAAACGCCAAGCGGUUAAACAAUACUGUGAAAUGCAAGUAGAAAAACUUUAUCAGGACGAAGAUAAAAAAUUCCGAUUGUCGGUACCGAAGUUGAAUUACCCACCGACUACCAAUGGCCGCGAAGAGCCGGCCGAAGAGGAGGUGGAAAAUGGAAUGGACGGUAUUGAAAGCGAGGACGAGAAUUCGGAGCGAUCUACAUUGAUUCGUCCACGGGAGGACGAUGCCGAUACUGGCUCGGGUCAGCCCGCCAAACGAUUUGCUUAUGACAUGCCGUCAUUAGAAGAUGAAGACAAAGAUAGUUCCUCGGAGCAUUCUUCAGAGGAUUCUUCAGACGAAUCUUUCAACGAAGAAAAAGAAGGCACUAAGAAUUCCCAACUGAUUCCAAUGAAAUCUUAUAAGAAUAAUACUUAUAAGAAAGAUUCGUCUCAGUCAUCUUUAGAGGAUUCUUUCCCGUCACCUGACAAUUCUGAUUCUAAUGCUUCGAUUGUAAUUCCUAAGAAACCUAAAGAUAAUAACACUGAGGAAGAUGAGGAAGAUUUGUUCCAGUCCGGUAGUCCUAAAGAAGAUAUAAAGAAGAUUGAAAAAGAGGAGGAGAUGUCUAAGAAUAAAAUUGAAAAAGAGGAGAAAACCGAAUCUACAACAGACAUGGAAAUUUCAGAAACUUUGGAAUCUGAAAAUCAAGACGAUGAUCCAGGCCAAACAGAGUCACUACCCGAUAUUCCGGAAUCAUGCGUGGAAAUAGAGGAAACACCAGAAGAGCUCACUCCCAUGGAGGUGUGCGAAGUUGUAAUCGCAGAAUCAAAGGAUGAGAUGAAUAAAAUCGAGAAAUGGGACAAUGAAAAGCAAAAAGAAAUAAAAUCAUUGUUGGAAAAGGCCCCUGUGAAGGCUGUUGUUACCAAUGUAGAGAUUAUUGUACCGCCACGCACCAAUGCUAUGAAGUGGUCCUCGACAGCAGGGAAAUCGCCUUACGAUCAACCAGGCGAUGAUAUACCCAGUACCUCCACCGGUAGGACACACGCUAUGAAAAAUGCCUUCGAUGAUGAUGAUAUUGAUGAUUUUUUUAAACCAGCUCCGACUCCAAGUCGGAACUCACUUCUGAACUUCGCUUCAUCCAAUUUAUCGUUCGAUGAUGACUUGUGCUUCAACGAUGACGAUUAUGACGAUUACAAUUCCCAGUACAAUGGAAUCAACUACGAUUUAUAA
Messenger RNA from Drosophila bipectinata, 2154 nucleotides. RefSeq names its product corolla (gene corolla). The record is from RefSeq and is a predicted model, not a curated record. Lineage: Eukaryota; Metazoa; Arthropoda; Insecta; Diptera; Drosophilidae.